AUGGCGGAGCCCGCAGGAGCAGGAGCAGGAGCAGAAGCGACGCCUCUCCUCCCAGGCCUCCCGGACGACAUCUCCGUCUGGGAGAUCCUCGUCCGCCUGCCGCCCAAAUGCGUCCUCCGCUGCCGCGCCGUCUGCCCCGCGUGGCGCCGCGCCACCUCCGCCCGCGGCUUCCUCCUCGCCCACCACGCCCGCCAGCCCGCCAUCCCCCUCCUCUACGGCUACAACUACGCGUCCCUGGACCUCCUCCCCUUGGACUACCGGGCAGGGGUCGUCGCCGUCGACCAGCUCCGGUCCGUCGCUCGACUUGCACACGACUCCUACAGCCUUGAUGACUGCUUCAUGCUCGAGGCAUGUUGCGACGGCCUCCUCGCCCUUACUGCCCACUACCCGCCCAAGCUCUCCAUCUGCAACCCGGCAACUCGUCAGUACGCUCCCCUUCCGCAGCUUGAUGGCUUCAAGAUCCUGGGGAUGUACCCUCACCUCCCUACCGGCGAGUACCGACUACUGCUAUACCCGAUCCCCGUUGAAGCUCAAGGUGGCUUCUACAUCUCCACAUUGGGCUCAGGCCAGCCGCCGAGGCACAUAGGGUUUCCUGAGGCCAAGGAACUGAGGCGCUCCUCCGUGUCUGUCCUGUUCCGUGGUAGCCUGCAUUGGUGCAUACGCAAUCUGAUGAUGGCAUUUGACACCACCGCUGAGUCGUUCCGGCAGGUGUGCUCUCCGGCUGGUCCUGGCUACUCUAACCUGAUUGAGAUGGGUGACAUGCUUGGCAUCUCCAGUCUUAGUGACAAAGCAGCAAGCGUUAAUAUCUGGGUGAUGCAGGACUACGAAGCCGAGGUUUGGGCCUUCAAAUACCGGGUUGAGUUGCCGGUCGCAGAGAUCAGGGUGCAAUUUGGAAAGUCUGACAAUUAUUGGAAUGUGGUCGCCGUGCCUUGGGAUGGCGAUGUGCUCUUACUCGUCAAAUUUGAUGACUGUCUGCUUCAGGUUGACAUUCAUGGCAAGCUGGUUUCCAGUUUCCGUCGCAGAGACCUUGGUCCUACAAAUCUUCAGAUCAAGCAAACUCUUGUUCAACAUGCCUUCUUUCCGACACUAGAGGGCUAUGUUGUGAACUCUUCGCCUUUGGUCUGA
Messenger RNA from Triticum turgidum subsp. durum (durum wheat), 1125 nucleotides. The record is from the annotation of a GenBank genome assembly. Lineage: Eukaryota; Viridiplantae; Streptophyta; Magnoliopsida; Poales; Poaceae.